AAAUUGUCCAAAUUAAAGGAACACUCCUCCAUUUCUCCUCCUCUGUUUGCUCUCCUCAAGCGACCCCAAAAUUCCUGAAGAGCAACCGCCGGAAACCGUCGCAGAGAGAAGUAGCUACUGUUUAAUUAGUCUGUAUUGAAUAGAAGACCCAAUUUCAUUAGCUGCUGGUUUUCAAGUGAAGUUUUGAUCUUUACACUCCGGCGGUGGUAGAUUAAUGUUUGUUUCAAAGUCGAAAACACUAAUUGUACUCGGCUGAUUUGGGUCUAUUUCCUUUUCUCGAUCCAACAACCAAAUCAAUGGGGGACACUGCUUGCCCCAAUUCUUGUGCUGAUGACCUCAAGAAACAUGUAAUGGAGGUUUUUGAGGAGGCCACCAAAGACUCUGAGGACUUUGUUUUGCCACUAAAAUUUUCCAUGAUUCGCAACUAUGAUGACCUUAACGAAUAUGCUAUUCAAAUAUUCAAUUCUAUGGCAAACGACGACCUCCUCGACGAAGCCAAAGAGCUCUUUAAGCCUCACCAUUGUCAUCGGGGAAUAUGCCUUUGCUGGCGAGAUCAAGGCUGCUCUCAAGGUCUACCAGCGCAUGUUAGCCACCGGUGUCUCCCCCACCUCCCACACUUACACUCUACUCAUCAUGGCUCUUGUAACAGACUCUUCCGAUGUCAAUUAUGUUGGCCUUGCCAAGAAGUAUUUUAUGGAAAUGUUGGAUAAGGGAUUGAAGCCCCAUGAUGUGUCCUAUAUCUCUGUCUUUGAUGCCAUUGCCCGCCGGGAGUCGGUGGAGAAGGCCAGGGAGUUCAUUGAGCAGAUAAAAGCAAAGGGGCUCAGCCUUGAGUCCAUUGUUUUCAACUUUGACGAAGCCCACCUCACAGAGGCGAUGAAGACAAUGAAGUUGCUCUAUGAUCUCAUAAACAACACGACUGACAAUGAUAUACAAAAGCUCCUCCGCAAGUGGUGCACCAGUGGACAUGGCUUCCAGAAAAAGUCAAUGAAGAUCUACAAGGCUCUGGUAAAGUAUGGCAAUGCAGACGAGGCCAUGGAGGUUCUUAUGUUGUUCAUUAAGGGCAUAAAACCGGCCGCCCUAAUCCAUACCUGCGUUAUUGAGACCUACGUCAAUGCUGGCAAGAUCAAGGGUGCUCUUGAGGCUUACAAGGACAUGUUAGCUGCUGGGGUUGCCCCAAACUCCUACACUUACACAGUUUUAAUCAAAGGACUCACUGCUGACCCCAACUUCUUUGGAGAUGCCAAGAAGUUUUGCUUGAGAUGAUGGAUAAAGGGAAGCGGCCCAAUGCUUCUACCUACACUGCGGUGAUAGAGGGCUUUACAAAGCAGGAGGACAAGGCAGCUGAGGAGGAGGGAAAAGAGUUGGUGGAGGUGAUGAUGGGUAAGGGACUAAGGGGUUUGUGCCAAACGCAAAGGCUAUGAUGGAGGUUUUAAGGGGAAGACCAACAGCUGUGAUAAGAAGGGUCAUGAACAUUGUCCUUUCUAAGUUGAAGGGCUGAUGCAUUGCUUCAUUGAUGUAUUCCAGCAGUUUUGGAUUGGGAUGUUUCAAAAAUGGGAUAGCUAAUGAGCUUAGGUGAUCAUGUUGGAUUGAGUUUCAGUAGGGGAUUUUGUGCUGUUCUAUAUCAUUAUGACAUGUUGACCUUGAAGUCUUUGGUGCUAAUUCCUGCAGUUUAAUCUGGUUCUGCAUACAUAUUUUUCCUUUUUAGCCACACUAUUAUCUGCUUUUGACUGGGUGGGGAUCGCAAAACGUAUAUCGAUUUGCACAGGUUGCUUUUCUUGCUAUGCAAAACCAUGACUGAUUAAGGGAGGGAAACAAAAGAAAUGUGAAACUGGAACUCAUUGGUUGAAGUAAAGACGUUUAGUUAAUUCAGAAAAGUGGGCUUUGAAGUGAUCUCUUCUACUAAGGGUGUCUCCACUUCACUUUGACAUGAGAAAGAAAAAUUUUCUGUUUCUGGGUUUCUGCCUCCUUUGUAUGCACUCUAUAUGAGGUUUUGGUGUGGGCUUUGGGAUGUGUGCCAUGGCCUCAGACUGGUCUCUGAUCUUGGUUACAGAGCUGUGAGGUGGAAUCUUCAUUUCUGUUCCUCCAACUCACUCGGAAGACUUGCAUCCUCUCUAGAGUCUCAUAUACAGUUGCAAAGAGUUGUUGGGAAGGAGUUGAACUGCCCCCAUAAAUUUGAGCCUCUCUUAAAUCUUUGUUGCCAACUCUCUUGCAUUCCGUUUUAUUUGACCCUUUUGGGACGCACUGUUGCAUUGCACCAGCAAGAAAACAUGUGUUGCCUUUUCGAUAGUUAGGUAUGCCAAAGAUGUCAUUGGCACACACGUACCUUAGUUAUGGCUAUACUAAGCUUCCACUAGAAAUUAGAAAUCUAACAAAGGACUGAUUUGUCCAACUAAACCUGAGUACUUUCAAAAUGAAGUCCCUUCAGUCCGUUGUAGAAAAAUUUUGAUUGCAAUUUUUCAGUGUAGAUUUGUUUAACUUCCUUGCUUUACUGCACCCUGCAUUUAAUUGGAAGCAAACCUUGCAUCCAGUGGUGUUAAAGAUACUCUUGUAAAGGUCAGGAAGUUAUAUAAAUCUGCACUGAAAAUUUAUGACCAAGAUUCUGUUGCGACAUUACCAAUUUAUAUGAAUCGGCACUGGGUUAGCUUUCUUCUGGAUAAUCAUAACUGUUUUCUAUUCAUUUAAAAUUUGUUUAAACAUAUAGUUUUGUUAAUCAUCUGUUUUCUACUUUUUUACUCGAUCUCAUACCACUGUCAUUGUGCUACUUUCCUCUAUACUGCUACUUUCUAAUGCUACUUUAUGUAGUACCACUUUUAUUCUUUUGCCACUAUAAUAACAAGACUUUGAUGCAUAUGAAAGUUAUUUUCCUCUCUUUUCCCAAUAAGUCGACGACACUCCCUAUUCUUUCUCAAAGCUUUAUAGGCCUUUUUUAUUAUGACAUGUUUUAUCCUGUAAUUUACCAAGAAAUU
Messenger RNA from Rosa chinensis, 2966 nucleotides. Its product is annotated as protein Rf1, mitochondrial. Lineage: Eukaryota; Viridiplantae; Streptophyta; Magnoliopsida; Rosales; Rosaceae. The record is from RefSeq and is a predicted model, not a curated record. The transcript is spliced from 3 exons. Gene Ontology annotation, molecular function: protein binding. Bases 427 to 1263 code for a protein of 278 amino acids.